Anopheles moucheti is the source of this 798-nucleotide messenger RNA. RefSeq names its product trypsin beta-like. Gene Ontology annotation, biological process: proteolysis. Gene Ontology annotation, molecular function: serine-type endopeptidase activity. Lineage: Eukaryota; Metazoa; Arthropoda; Insecta; Diptera; Culicidae. The transcript has 3 exons. The record is from RefSeq and is a predicted model, not a curated record. The coding region runs from base 1 to 798 and encodes 265 amino acids.
AUGAAGCAAGUGAUCGGUUUAGUGCUUUUGGGAUUGAUCUGUAGCCAUGUUGUGCUGGCAGGAGAUGAGGCUAAAACGGGUGGAGCCUCCCAUUCUGGACGUAUUGUUAAUGGUGUUGGAGUGAACAUCGCCAAUUAUGUAUACGCAUUAAACAUGUAUCAUAACAAUGUGUUCUUCUGUGGUGCCAGUAUUAUCACCUCUUCCCACGCCCUGACUGCAGGACAUUGUAUGCAACCUAGAAUGUACGAUAUUGCAAAGAUUAUUGUGCACGGAGGUAGCACAACUCCCACCACAGGAGGUUACUUUUUCCGGGUGGUGAGAAUAGCUCUUCAUGGCGGCUAUAAUCCUAAUACACUUGAAAACGAUGCAGCCAUCGUAUCAGUACCUGCAAAUGGGUUCAGCGGAAAACCAAACAUGGGACAGUUGGCACUUCAAUUCGCAGAAUUGUCUGUUAACACGCCUUGCUUAGUGGUUGGAUGGGGCCGAACUAACAUCAACAUGCCAGCACCAACAAGUGAAUUGCGUUACGCUCAGAUGAAUAUUGUGUCGCAGGCCAGUUGUGCUGCAGCAUGGGCUCCAUAUCAAAUUCAAAUUGCGUCUAAUAUGCUUUGCGCCAAGUACGGCAAUGGAGUGGAUGUUUGCAAGGGAGACAGUGGUGGUGCAUUGGUGUGUGAAGGAAGACUGAGUGGAAUCGUUUCCUUCACCAAUCCGGACUGUAACAGUGCUUUGCCAGCUGGGUUCGCAAAGGUUAUUGAUGCCAGCAUUCGCAGCUUCAUUCGUAACCAAGCUGGAAUAUAA